AUGUCUCGAUCGCAAGCCGGUUCUGCGCUUGCCCUUUCGAGCAUUCUUUCCGACAACGCUCGUGGUGGCUUUGUUCAUGCCACGCACUCGAGCACCAGGACAAUAUACUUGACUGUAGGUCAGUUUCCACGCCUGCACCAUCAAGUAUAUCUUUUCGACUCCGCUCGUAUGGUCUGUUUCUCGCCAUCAUUCGAGCUUCUCGACAACUCCUCCUAUUGCCUGUUGAGAUAUGUCACAAGAAUGAUUCACAUCAUGAUCUUCUUGUUUGGAGUUAAGUUCCACCCGCGUAGCUUGAGGGAGCUCGCGUGGUGGGAAUCACCGAUGAUUCACACUAUGCUCACCGUGAAACGUCACCAUGAGAUUCACAUUGCGACCACUAUGAUAUCGAUUUCCGGCCACGAGAUUCACAGUACGCCCACCGACAACGACACCAGAGAUUCACAGGAAUCUCAUGAUGGUGUCACUGUGGGAUUCGAAGUACGCUCGUCGUGA
Annulohypoxylon maeteangense is the source of this 492-nucleotide messenger RNA. RefSeq lists its product as uncharacterized. Bases 1 to 492 code for a protein of 163 amino acids. NCBI's taxonomy places the organism in Eukaryota, Fungi, Ascomycota, Sordariomycetes, Xylariales, Hypoxylaceae. The transcript is spliced from 2 exons. The record is from RefSeq and is a predicted model, not a curated record.